Messenger RNA from Carassius carassius (crucian carp), 2672 nucleotides. RefSeq names its product phosphatidylinositol 3,4,5-trisphosphate 3-phosphatase and dual-specificity protein phosphatase PTEN. Gene Ontology annotation, cellular component: plasma membrane; cytosol; cell projection. NCBI's taxonomy places the organism in Eukaryota, Metazoa, Chordata, Actinopteri, Cypriniformes, Cyprinidae. Gene Ontology annotation, biological process: phosphatidylinositol dephosphorylation; phosphatidylinositol 3-kinase/protein kinase B signal transduction; negative regulation of cell population proliferation. The record is from RefSeq and is a predicted model, not a curated record. The transcript is spliced from 10 exons. The coding region runs from base 631 to 1899 and encodes 422 amino acids. Gene Ontology annotation, molecular function: phosphatidylinositol-3,4-bisphosphate 3-phosphatase activity; protein tyrosine phosphatase activity; inositol-1,3,4,5-tetrakisphosphate 3-phosphatase activity.
UUUUUUUUCAAUGGGAAGCCAUGAUGGAAGUUUGAGACUUUAACAGAGGAGUAGCGACGGAAAAAGAUCCGACUGGAUACCGCUCCUACGUGACAUUUAAAUAUCGAGUUUUUAAUUUCUUGGUGGAGGCUGUCACCUUUAAUUUCAUGUGUUGGAAUUUGGACAUCGCGGAUUGUUGCAAUGUUCGAUGGCUUUUAUUUUUUUAAGGAUGGGUAGACGAGCUAGCGCGCUAGCCGUUGAAGCUAGCGGCUAGACUUAACGCGAGCUGAGCGCGAGCGAGCGGGGCUUUGACAAUCGUUCUUGAGGUGGAAGUGCACGGAGAGGACCCUCUCUCCGCCUUUCCGUUCAACCACGGCGGCUACGGUGCGACCAGAGACUUGUCGUGCACUAGAAAUUCUGCAGUUCGAGACGUGGGACCUUGCUUAUCUUUUAAACCGGGGCUCGUCUGAGCUGAGGAGGGCAUUUUGGAAGCCGGGCCUGUGGUGGUUUGGAGCGAGGCCCUUGAUGAGAGAGCCACAGCAGACUCCAUUCUAGUUAGCAGGGGGACUGCGAAACGAAUAGGGUAUUAAUCGACCGAAAGCAACAAUACUCUCUCACACACUAAAAACCUUAAAGACUCCUGUCACAGCCAUGGCUGCGAUCAUAAAAGAAAUUGUCAGUCGAAACAAAAAUAGAUACCAGGAAGAUGGAUUCGACUUGGACUUGACCUAUAUUUAUCCGAACAUCAUAGCUAUGGGCUUUCCAGCUGAAAGACUUGAAGGUGUCUACAGAAACAACAUAGAUGAUGUAGUGCGAUUCUUGGAUUUGAAGCAUAAAAAUCAUUACAAGAUAUAUAAUCUAUGUGCGGAAAGACAUUAUGAUACUGCCAAAUUUAACUGCAGAGUUGCACAGUAUCCAUUUGAGGAUCACAAUCCUCCUCAGUUAGAACUUAUUAAACCUUUCUGUGAAGAUUUGGAUAAGUGGCUCAGUGAAAAUGACAAUCAUGUGGCUGCCAUUCACUGCAAAGCUGGAAAGGGACGUACGGGUGUCAUGAUAUGUGCAUACUUGUUACACCGAGGCAAAUUCAAAAAAGCACAAGAGGCUCUGGACUUCUAUGGUGAAGUUAGAACCAGAGACAAGAAGGGAGUAACUAUUCCCAGCCAGAGGCGAUAUGUGUACUACUAUAGCUACCUUCUGAAGAAUAAGCUGGAGUACAAACCUGUGGCCUUGCUCUUUCACAAGAUGGUGUUUGAGACCGUGCCUAUGUUCAGUGGAGGGACUUGCAGGGAUUCUGCUGUAAAAAGCAAGAGUGAGCAGAUUCCACAUGGGUUCAGAAAAACCAAUUGGCAUUGGGAUCCUCAGUUUGUUGUGUACCAACUGAAAGUGAAAAUCCACACAUCUAAUCCAGUGCACACAAGGCGAGAGGAGAAGUACAUGUACUUUGAUUUUCCACAGCCACUGCCCGUGUGCGGAGACAUCAAGGUGGAGUUCUUCCACAAGCAAAACAAGAUGCUGAAAAAGGAUAAGAUGUUUCACUUCUGGGUGAACACCUUCUUCGUCCCUGGACCAGAUGAGAGCUCAGAGAAGGUUGAAAAUGGAGGUUUAGUGAAGGAACUGGAUGGAAACCAAACCACAGAACAGGGAGAGAAUGAUAAGGAUUAUCUAAUCCUGACUUUAGCCAAGAACAACUUGGAUAAAGCCAAUAAGGAUAAAGCCAACAGAUACUUCUCUCCAAACUUCAAGGUGAAGUUGUACUUCACAAAAACAGUGGAGGAACCAUCCAACUCGGAGGCCAGCACUUCUACGUCUGUAACCCCUGAUGUUAGCGAUAAUGAACCGGACCUUUACCGGUAUUCGGACACAACAGACUCGGACCCUGAAAAUGAUCAGUAUGAUGAAGAACAGAUUACUAAAGUUUGAAAUAUUUUUAUGGGAAGAAAAAAGAAACCAUAUGUAAUAGUUGUAUAAAGGAGAAAACUUGAAUAUGAACUGAAAGCAAGUACUUUUUUUUUUUUUUCCUCCAAGCUGAAUUAGGACACACGUCACACAUAUGCCACCAGAUGUAGGGACAAAAAUGCUGACCAAUUUUUCUUUUGUUCAUUCACAACGCUCCAUGAAGUAUCAACACUGAUGUUUUGUGGAAAACCGCAUCAGUAGCUAUUAUGUAAAUACAUGUUCAUGCAGUAACACAAGAAAGGAAACCCAGUCAGGAUGGGGGAUCGUUUAUGGGAGAAAUUCAGUGGAGAUCAUAAUUCGCUGCUCCAUCAACCUGUUGAAACCUAGGCCAGUGCUUUAAUCAGCAUUCAUGUAUCCAUGUCAGUCCUUCACUAGUCUGUCCUGUCCUACCUACUGUGAAACCCUUCUCAUGCUGCUGGAAGGCCGCCAUGUGUCAGUCUGGCUCUGUUGUGCAGUGGAAACUGCGUCGCUAGUCCUUUUUUAGUCUGCUUUCAUCAGUACCACUACUAGAAUGGAGGUGGUAAUGAUUCUACUAAACUACAUGACACCUUGGCAGAAAACACAAUAUUUAGCUCCACCAUGUAUUAUUAUUAUAAUUUUUUUUUUUAAUGCAAAUAUACACACAACACAACAGGGAAACCAGUGUUGCAAUAAUGUUGAUCGAAGGUGUGCAUGUUAUUGGAAUCAGUUUCCAUGUUGUUAAAUAAAUAGUAUACAAUGUUUUUCUAAAAAAAAAA